GAUGAGGAGAUUGAAAGGACAUCCAAAUCGGAUAGAAAGGUGAUCUUUAAGCCUUAUAAAACAAAUUUUAAUGCACUUAUCUUAGAAUUAUUGUAAAGAUACCGCAGUAUAAAUGUACCUGUAUCAGUCAACUUGUCUCAGUAUUUUGGUAAACAUCCAGCUUCCCUGUUAGCCAUCUCUCUUCAGAAAUCAAUUCGCAUCAUGAAGAUUAUCGUCCUCUUGUGUUUAGCUCUUGUGGCAUUUUUGGGAUCCGUGAGAGGAGACCAGGAAGAAGUCCGCAAGAUUAGGAUGAACGGAAGAGUUCGUCUUAACAACCAAGGAUUCACAAACACGAAUGCAGGAAUAAUAGAGGUCUACUUCAAAGGAGAAUGGGGCAUGGUCUGUGCAGACAGUAACUUGGACAUGAAAAUGGCCAACGUAGUAUGCCGUCAGAUGGGAUUCGAUUUGGCAGUAGAACUUGCUCAGCCAGAUGAGUAUUUUGAUGACAGCGUUGAUCCCGAUGAGAAGAUCUGGCACAAUGUGCUAAAGUGCAACGGCGAUGAAGGAACCAUCAGAGAUUGUCAGGUUUUGGGCAGUCUCGGGACACCUGGACAGACUGAAUCUAGCUGCCCUCGAUCAAGCUACGCUGCGGUCGUUUGUGGAGAUAAUGUGCCAGAUGCGGAUAUCAUUACGAAAGAAGAUAUCAAAAGUCGAGCGGAAAAAUUUCUUCUUGAACUUCUCCAAGAAACAAAGAAAUAGAAAUGUUCGCUUGGACACUAAAUAUAUCGACCUGACGGAUUUGACUAAAACCCAAUUAACAUGAAUCAUUUUAGUUGUUAAGGGAGAUAGAAACGUAUAGUAGAGCCAAUAUAUUUUUUUUAAUAAUCGAUUCCGAUUUGAAACUCGAACAUUUCAAGUGUCUUCAUGCCAUAAAGAAAUAAUGUUUUACUCUUUUCAACAACAGUCGACUGUAUCCAAUAUCCACUUUUCUUACGCAAUAUUCAAUGUUAAAUUCCUAACCUUGAACAUUAUCGUUACUUUGCACUGCCAUUACAUAAUUUAUAUUUCACAUUGUAUUAUGUGUUAACUCUAUAUCGUGAUGAAGUUUUAACAUUUUAUACAAACAAAGAGAAAGUUUAGCAUCACUUCUACUCGGUCAUAAUAGUGAAAACUUUGAAGCACGAAAUAUGGAUACAGCUAAUCAUAUGACCUUCAGCUCAUCCAUCAGUAGCUUGUGUCAUUUUAGUAUAUAAUUAUCCAAUUUCAAAUAAGAUAUAGGCCUAUGUGUGUAAAAAGCAUUGGUCGAAAUGAAAUUCCUGGUAGAAUUUGAUCAAUAAAUCGGUUGAUUUUGAUUAUUUUUCUCAGUCGGACACAUAUUAACCAAGAGAAUUGUCAUUCUGACAAAUAUUUUUUUACUACUACCACCUUUCAGUUAAAUGUCUUUCAUGAAUUUGUUCGAUGGCUAUAUUGUAAUGGAUUUGUUAGGAUAUAAAGAAAUAAGUUACAGUAAAUAUCAAUAUGAAUUAUGAUCAAAA
Molecule: messenger RNA, 1514 nt
Organism: Lytechinus pictus (painted urchin)
Lineage: Eukaryota; Metazoa; Echinodermata; Echinoidea; Temnopleuroida; Toxopneustidae
Product: scavenger receptor cysteine-rich type 1 protein M130-like
Exons: 3
Coding region: 202-738 (178 amino acids)
Cellular component (GO): membrane
Source: RefSeq, a predicted model, not a curated record